Molecule: messenger RNA, 900 nt
Organism: Endocarpon pusillum Z07020
Lineage: Eukaryota; Fungi; Ascomycota; Eurotiomycetes; Verrucariales; Verrucariaceae
Exons: 4
Coding region: 1-900 (299 amino acids)
Source: RefSeq, a predicted model, not a curated record
AUGAACCAUUUAGGGACGGGAUCUCGAGAUGCGAGCUUAAUGGCAUCUAGGCAUUCAUCGACUGCGGAUAGCAUGACACAAGGUCGGAGCGACGACUACAUCUUCAAUCGGGAUUAUCUCGACAACAACCGUAUAAAUCUGCAGCAUUAUCUGUGGCGAGAGAUCUUCGGAUAUCUGGUGCAUCCCGCUAUUCCAACCAGUAAUCCUCAUCUCAAGAUUGCAGACGUGGGGACUGGAACCGGAGUCUGGCUUACAGACCUCAGCGACCGGUUACCAGCGACCGUGCAGCUCGAUGGUUUGGAUAUCUCAUUCGACGCGCUGCCACCGCGAAGAUGGCUACCAGCGAACGUCAACACCAUUCAUUGGAACAUCAAGACAGAUGCGCCUGAGGAGCUGUUAGGAGUCUACGACAUUGUCCACGUUCGCCUGUUCGCCUUCGUGCUGUUGGACGAAGAUCUCCCAGCGAUACUGGUGAGGCUUGCAAAGCUACUCAAGCCUGGUGGUCAUCUUCAAUGGGAUGAACCUGAUAUUGCAUCGUUUCGCAUUGAAAAGGCAGAUCCCAGUAUCUCUACGCAUGCCUUGAGUCGACUUUUGAAGAUCGCACAAGGUCAAGAUGCGCGCUUCAAGCCAACGUGGGUCAGUCAGCUCCCGACUCUGUUUAGAAGUGCCGGCUUCCACUGCGUGCAGUACGAUGUGCGAGAAGCUAAGCCGUGGGUAGCGCUCGCCAUGCACGAGUGUAACCUGAUGGUGCACGAGGUAAUAGCGUCAAAGGCGAAGGAUAAGGCCUUUGCACAGGAGCUUCCAGAGCUGUUGUCGAAAGUCGCUGACGAGACUCGGCAAGGUGCUGCUUGGGCUUUCACGAGGUAUACCGUACUUGGAACGAGACCGCAUGAUGCAUGA